Messenger RNA from Onychomys torridus (southern grasshopper mouse), 1972 nucleotides. It is a transcript of the gene Cdin1, whose product is annotated as CDAN1 interacting nuclease 1. The transcript has 12 exons. Gene Ontology annotation, biological process: erythrocyte differentiation. Lineage: Eukaryota; Metazoa; Chordata; Mammalia; Rodentia; Cricetidae. Gene Ontology annotation, cellular component: nucleus; cytoplasm. Bases 336 to 1373 code for a protein of 345 amino acids. The record is from RefSeq and is a predicted model, not a curated record.
UAAAAGACGCAAAGAAUCUUUCGCGCGCAGCCGCCACUUCCUGAUUGCUCUGCCCUUACCUAAGAUGGCGGCUAGUUGCCUUCAGCCCGGCUUACUGCGGCUGCUCAGUACACUACUGGCGCAAACAGGUCUAUAGCCUUCCUGAACCUCGGAGGUGAAGCCUGGGACGCAGCGUGUCUCCGCCCCGCGGUGCAGCUAGGGGGUGUGCUUUGUGGGCUUAGAGGGUAGCUAAGGAGGAGCAGGACCCAGCGUCGUUCUGCGUUCUGCCUUUCCCUCGCUUCCUGGCACCAAGGCUGCACGAGCCCAAGGGUGAUUUCUUUUUCCUUGGGCCCAAUAUGAUACUAACCAAAGCCCAGUACGAGGAGAUAGCCCAGUGCCUAGUGUCUGUACCGCCCACCAGGCAGAGCCUGAGGAAGCUGAAGCAGAGGUUCCCCAGUCAAUCGCAGGCCACUCUGCUGAGCAUCUUCUCCCAGGAGUACCAGAAACAUAUUAAAAGAACACACGCCAAACAUCACACUCCAGAAGCGAUUGAAAAUUAUUACCAGAGGUACCUGAACGGCGUGGGGAAAAAUGGAGCAGCCCCUGUGCUCCUGGAGCUAGCCAAUGAGGUGGACUAUGCCCCCUCAUUAAUGGCUCGGAUUAUCCUGGAAAGAUUUCUACAGGGGCAUGAACAGACUCCACCCUCCAAGUCUGUUAUAAAUAAUAUGCUACGGGACCCUUCUCAGAUUCCAGACGGAGUUCUAGCCAACCAGGUCUAUCAGUGCAUUGUGAACGACUGCUGUUAUGGACCGCUGGUGGACUGCAUCAAGCAUGCUAUUGGCUAUGAGCAUGAAAUCCUGCUGAGAGACUUACUUCUGAAGAAAAACCUGUCCUUCCUAGACCCAGCCACUCCCAAGGAGAGAACUUUGCUUCUGGUGUGCCUGGAGUUCAGAAGACAAAGCAGUGUCACCCAUACCUCCUUUCUGUCCUUCUUGGGAUGUACUUCUCAAGGCUUCCUUCCUUCUCAAGAAGCAAAGACGGUCACUGAUGAAGAUCAGCUCCGCGCAAAGGGCUAUGACAAAACACCAGACUUCAUUUUACAGGUGCCAGUUGCUGUGGAAGGGCACAUAAUUCACUGGAUUGAAAGCAAAGCCUCAUUUGGUGAUGAAUGUAGCCACCACGCCUACCUGCAUGGCCAGUUCUGGAGCUACUGGAAUAGGUUUGGACCAGGCUUGGUCAUCUAUUGGUACGGAUUUAUCCGGGAACUGGACUGCAACCGGGAAAGAGGCAUCCUGCUCAAAGCCUGUUUCCCCACAGACAUCGUCACCUUAUGCCACAGCACACAGCACGGCUUGACCCUGAAGAUCCUGGAAGAGAAGCCGGAAGCAAUGUGACUUUCCUGCAGUAUAAACUCCUGGCAACAUCUGCCCUGAACUUGAGCUGAACCCUGCCUGCUGUGGUCGCAGCCUUACCUCUCUAGACAAACACAUCGGGAGUUUCUGUUUUCCUUCCUCGCUAGCCGAUGUGAAUAGCCAAGAACUACGGACACAACCCACUCAUUAUCAGCAUCUCUGUCCCGGACACAGUUUGUUUAUAGAUAGUCAUAAUCUUGCUUCCUUCCGAAUGCUUUCUCCUUGCGUACCGAACAGAAGGGACUGUGUGGAAACUGAAGGGUGUGAUUUUUCGGUUCUCCGUUAUUGAACACUCCCUUGCUUUUUCUUCUAAAGCUCCAUUCAUUGUCCCUCCCUGCUUUCUCUGCAUGGGUAUACUCUGGUACUAAGUGUUGCAUUAACAUCAGGGAAUAACCUAGCACAAACCUGGAAAAGCUGGAGACAGGCAGUCUGUUAGCAAGUGUUCCUUCUCACCUGGGGCUCAGCAGAGCCGGACAGGGACCUUUUCUGUGGAGACCUACUGCCUCGUGAUUUCUGUGGCAUCCAGCCAAGCUGCAAAAAUCCCCCUUGAUGAGAAUUUCAUCUUUUUGUGAAGCUUAUUU